GAAGAAAGCUUUUGUUGAAAGCUGAACAAGGAGGUUCUUGAGACACAAGAAAUAUAUAUCGUUGGCAGUGCCUGCAGUAAUUUCCUCGGAGUUGUUGCUUGCCUUUGAUUUGUGUUAACGCAGUUCUGGUUGCUAGAAUUUUCUUGUUUUGCUUUUCUUUGCAAAUAAGGGGUAGGAUGGUUCAAAAUUUACUGGGGAAAAAAAAAAAGCUAAGGCUUUUUCAACCCCAAUUUACUGAGGAAUUUCAGUGUCAGAAAUGAGGCAGCCUUUACUUAAGUCGUUUGAGGGAACCUCUUUGCUUUCGGGCUGUUUGUGUCACCUGUGUAAGUUUUACCCUAUACCCACAUUUAGGAGAAUUGUCAGAAACCGUUCAACAGAGCAAUUCUCAGGGAUACCAUACAUUUAUGCCCUAUUGAACUGCCUGGUCACUUUGUGGUAUGGAACGCCUCUCAUAUCUCCGGACAAUGUAUUGAUUAUGACGGUCAAUUCAGUCGGUGCACUUUUCCAAUCAGUCUACAUAAUCCUCUUCAUAGUUUACUCUGAUAAGCCAACAAAGGUGCGUGCACUUGUAUUACUGCUGGCAGUUUUUAGCAUAUUUGGAGUAGUAGUGGGUGGGAGCUUGCAAAUAAUUGAUCCUCUGAUUCGGCGGAACGUAGUUGGAUUGAUGAGUUCUGUUUGUCUCGUAUCAAUGUUCGCUUCUCCAUUGUUUAUAAUUAAUUUGGUGAUCCAGACAAAGAGUGUUGAAUAUAUGCCAUUUUAUAUUUCCCUUUCCACCUUCCUAAUGAGCACCUCUUUCUUUCUUUAUGGAAUCUUGAAUUAUGAUGCCUUCAUCUAUGUUCCAAAUGGGAUAGGAACAAUUUUGGGGAUUGUACAAUUGGCGUUGUACUUUUACUAUAAGAAUUCAGCCGCAGAAGACUCUAAAGAACCAUUGAUAAUUUCCUAUGAAUAAGUACAUCUUCCAACAAGGUAAAGUCAACUAAGCAAGUGAAAAACUCUGUUUUGUUGAUGAAUUGUUUUGGGGACAAUUCUUCAUUGUUACCCUGGCUAUAUCUAGGACUGAAUUUAUAGUUAGUUCUUUCAUGAGCCCGAUUCGCGGAAUGCAAUUUAAAUAGGUGGCAAUGACCCUUCUGUUCCAUGCAUUGUUCCAUUCUCUUCAUCAAUUAGUGAUUUUUUAUUUGCA
Molecule: messenger RNA, 1180 nt
Organism: Morus notabilis
Lineage: Eukaryota; Viridiplantae; Streptophyta; Magnoliopsida; Rosales; Moraceae
Product: bidirectional sugar transporter SWEET2
Exons: 6
Coding region: 257-949 (230 amino acids)
Biological process (GO): carbohydrate transport
Cellular component (GO): membrane
Molecular function (GO): sugar transmembrane transporter activity
Source: RefSeq, a predicted model, not a curated record